This is a messenger RNA of Struthio camelus australis, 10110 nucleotides long. The record is from RefSeq and is a predicted model, not a curated record. NCBI's taxonomy places the organism in Eukaryota, Metazoa, Chordata, Aves, Struthioniformes, Struthionidae.
AGUCCCGUCAGUUCUGCUGAAUGCCAUGCUUGAAAAAAACCUCACACAAGUUUGGAUUCCUCCAAGACUUUCCCACAGCCUCUAUCACACAUCUGCUCUCCUAGAAGAAAAUGAAAAGCAUACCUAGUAAUAAUAUUUUCCUCUUUUACACUGUAUAUUUGUAAGAAAGUUAAGAGUGUGUUACUUCUGAAAGCAUGGUUUCACAGGCAUUGCUGUAGUGUUUGAAGAGUAUUUUCAAACAGAAACCAUAGGAAAGCAGACUACAAAAGCAAAACGAGAGCAAGUAUUUUUGUACCAAACCUUUUAAAUAGGACAAUCUUACACUGGGUUGGACCACGGUUUUUGUGCUUGACUUUUGAAUGCGUGUAAUUAAGAGUCUCUAUUCUCCUCCGUCCCACCCCGCCAGCUGCAUGUCAAAGGCAUGAUUUUAACCUGUGUGCAAAUCUAAAGAUGCGUGAUUCAAGUUUGUAGGAACUGUGCUCCCCCUGGCACACAGCCCGCCAGGCAUCAGCGUGCUCUGGCUGUGUCAGCAACACAUGUGUACACUUACAGUAUUACAGUUUUAUUCCCAGUUGUACCAAAUGACACCAGGCAGGACAAUCAGAAACUUUCUUAUGGUGAUUUUUUACCCUAGGGCUAUGUUAAUAGCUUGCUGUGCAAAGCUUCGGCAUGGUACAACGCUCGGAUCAGGGAUGGGCAGAGAAAGCCCACACAUGUAGCAAGGUGAGAAUUUGCCUCCUUCUCCUGCCAUGACUGCUUGAGGUCGUUAUUGGCAACAUAAACUGCUGUAUGAGAAAACCAAACCCACGGUUCACCAGCUUACUCAAGGUUGGGCUGAAGUCCUGUGCAGUCCUUGAGGGACUUAAGACACGUGCCUGCCAUUAUGCCAAAGUGCUCUGCUGAGCUGGGGUUUAAGAGUGAAGGUUGUGCCAGUCCGGCUGCUUGCUAUGUAGCAUUUCCGUGUUUCCACGUGUGAGCAAAGACAAGAAGGGGGGCCUGCUAACACCACUGCAGGAAUAUUUGUAACGUUUACAGAGACCGCGUACCAGCAAGGAGACUGUUUCAAGCAGUACAGUCCCUUAUCCUUCUUGUUCCAGGAGGUAUUUUGAGUAAUAAUAAUAAAAAACCCAAAGUGACUUCAGUUUCUUGCAAAAGGAGGUGCAAAACUCUGCUCCUUUAAUUGCCGUUUAUCCAACCCCUUCCCUGCAAGGAGAUUGGUGCUGCAGGGUACACUGAGCUUAGCUGCUGCCAAAUGGUGGAAGUGGAUGCCCAAGUUUCACCACAGUUGGUUUCACAGCUGUACAGAAGACACAGGGUGUCCCUGGUUUUGUUAAAUGUUAUAAGCUUCUUUUUUUCUCUUUCCUUUUAUUUUGUGGGUGGGCCAAAAUACAACCACUGAGAAUUUCAGCUUCCACAGCCUUGGUGGGGGAAUGAGAUGGUGAAAGGGAAACUGUCUCAUUUGGGUUUUCUCUAAAAAGUGGAAUUGAUAUAGGUGUUUUGAGAGCAAAUCAAUCCCAAGACAAAUGAUCAAGCGGAUCUAAAAAGGAAUGAUACCAGCAUUUCUAAGCAACGGACUAACUCUUUUAGCAAACUAUUUCCUGUAUUUUGUUUUGUGGAGAAGAGAGGAAAGAAGCUUCCACAUUGUCUACUCCGCUUUUGGAAAUAUGUUUAAAGGUACUUUUCUAUUGUAAUUUUUUAAAAAAUAAAACCAGUGAUUAUUAUAACUUAUGCCCAGAGUGCCAUGUGCUGUGUAUCUGGUUAGGAACAGAGCAGCAGGUCCUGGUUAAGCCCUGCAGUGUGCUAGUCCUGUUAAGGCACAGGGCCCUGCUCUCUGGAAAGGAAUACAGACACCUAAACAGCACCCAAAACAGUUUAACCAGAGUCUUUGUUUCUAAUGAGCCAUCAUCCAUUGUCAAAAAAACAGCCCAAGAUGAUGUCAGGUCAGUUCUCAGGGCAGGGAGGAACAGUUCAGAUUUUAUUAGCCUUGAAAAAAAGGAAGAUGAACGCAGCACUGAUGGCAAGUGCAGAGACGGAGUGUCACACAGCUAGCUAGCUGGCUGGCUGGCUGGCUGGCUGGGGAUCAUAACCCCACAGAGGGGAGAUGAGGAUCCCAAAUACCCUACUGGGCCCUAGGCACCGGAGAAUAGCACCCCAGCACCCUCUUUUCUUCCUCAAGAGGGGGGCAAAGACAACACUUCUAAGAGAUGUAGCAAUUUUUCAGGGCAGAUACUGUCCACUUGGAUUGCUUAGAUCUUAAGGAAAGUUCCAAAAUCCAGGCUGGAAGAGAUCAGCAGGCUUUAAAGAAAUGACUCCAAGUGUAUAAAGAUGUUAUCAGUUAGUUUUUAAACCUACUAAUCUUGGCACCGAGCACAGAAGCUAAGCUGCUAUUUUCCAUGAGCUCAGCCAUAGAAGGGGCAAACGUAACAUAGAGACGAAGGGCUAGACUUUGUUUUUUAAACAUGCUGAGAAUUUUUCAAAAAGUUGUCUGCAAGUCUGAGCUUAUAAAUCCCCCCUCCCCCCCAAUAAAUGUAACCAACCUCUCCAGCAGCCUCAGCUAACAGGCUGGACUCCUAAAACAAAGUACCAGUAGCAAGCUUCAGCUUAGCAAAAGCAGCCUUGAGAAUCACAUUUAAAUGACAUUAAAGCAUGCUGCAAGCUUUUCAGGAUGGAAGAAAAAGGCAUGCUGUUAUUUGAAACCCCUGGCUGUCAGGGACAAGCUGCAGAGUUAAGCCCUAAACGGAGAUGCUAAUCCCCGUGUGGCCACUGCAAGUCCCAGCUUUCUUUCCGAGUUGCAUUGGGAGAGGAGGUUUGCUGGCAGGCCCAGGGUAGGAGGGGAAGCCAAUGCAUUGCUCAGCCUAACUGCUCUUCAGGGCGGCGGCGGCAGCGGCAACUGGCUGACACCACUGCCCUGAGCACUGCUGCUAGUGAAAGAUGCUGACGCUCUCGAGAGCAGAUUCAGUAACAAACAUCCUCCAGCUAAGAAAGCCAUGAAACAAGCAGCCCCCAUUCAUGUCCUCCUGGACUUUGCCUGGGCACAGCAUCUGCACAGUCAUAUCUGCCCUAUGAAAAGAAGCAGGGCCCUGCUGAAAAUAUGUAACCUCUCGAACCAUUCCCCCCACCCCAAACCAAAAUGUUUUCGGUUUUGUGCUGAUUCCCAUUACCCUCAUUAGCGAGGGGCAGGAGCAGCUGGGCUGCAACCACUUAGCACAGACCCCAGCGUCCCCUUUGCCUGUGAUGAACUUUCUACACAGGGGCCCCAGGAACAUUCUUUUCCAGUUACCAUCGGGCCACUUACAGGAAGGCCCGAGCUGUUGGCUGACACAAGUAGAUUGCAAAACAGGGACAAGGACUCCCGGGCCAGUGCUGGCAUCAAGUACCAGGGAUAGUCCCGGGGGUACAAACAGGCAGAGCUGGAAAAACUGAGAUGAGAAAAGGCAUGCUCAUUGUUUCCAAAGCCUUCCCCCCCACCACCACCAAAACCAAGCUCUGGGAGGAUGGGAGCGGCUCCUUCCGCAUCCCUAAGCGGACAGUUGCUGCCCCAAGGAGCUCGCAUGCGAGGAGGAAGAAGUCGGCAAAGCAAUCUCUGAGGUCACUGGCCUGCUUGCACAGGCAGCAAGCUGGAAGCGACCAUGAAAGCAGGGAAAAGGCCAUAGGGGACUGCAGAGAAACGCACAGCACUGGCUCCCCGAAUGAGAAAGGCACAACCAAGCUGUGCGGCCCAGCCGAGCAGAGGAAUCACUGCAACACGGGCAAAGGGACGAGGAGGAGCCACAGGCACGGGCAGCAGCGAGGACAGAGCACAGGGGCUGGGAGGCAGCGGCUGGCACAGGGGGAUCGUGACACGGGAACGGAGACGUGGGCCGACUGGGGCAGAGAGAGCAAAGGGCAGACAGAGCUGGCGCCGAGGCAUGGACACAGUACCCGCCGCCCGGAUGCGGCCGGGAGGAGGGACGAGUGCGGUCCCUGCUCCUGCAGGCUCCUUGGGAGAGGGGGGAAGGAAGAACAGGGCUGGGAGAGGCAAGACAACAUGGCACCAGCGUUGGGCCAAGCAGCUUCAGAGACUGAGGAGACAUCCACAAAGAGGUCAGUAAAACCAGCUGAGAUGCAGGGUGGGAGAGAAGCUGGCACUGUAGUGGUGAGGAGGCGGUUCUGUGAGGACCCAGCGCAGCAAGGACAGCUGAGGCCAGUAAGAGCCCCAGAGGCAGGGAGAGGACGCAGUGCUUACCAUGGAUUCACUCCCCACUUCUCAAGGCUUGGGGAAAUCAGAAGGCGUGAACAGGGACUGCACUGCCUGAGAGCUCCCAAGCAAGAUAGUCCCGUGCUCCCUGCUCAGGCGAGCAUCUGCACCAGCACAAAAAGGCUGUGUGCACCCUGGAAAACGUGCUAGAGCAUCAGCUGUCCUCCUAACCUUGGGAAGGAAGGCGAUAAGCACACAGGGGAUUGCGCAGCACACCUAAAAGCCUGAAGUUUACCCUGCAGAGUAUCAGCACCCAGACCGGGGGCAGCCCUCACCAAGCCAGGCAAUACCCACACAGGAGACUACCUCGGGCUGCAGCGCCCCAACUGGGGAGACUGAUUCGAAACGCAGAGCUGAGCAGGAUCCCCGGAUCCAUCCCCUGGAACUGCAGGCUCUCCGGAGAGCCAGGCUUCACCUGGCGUUUAAACGCUGCUGUUUGCCUCUCUGCCAUGCUCAGGCUAGAAACAGAGCUGAAGAUGGUGCUUAAAAGCAAAGCUAAGAAAUACCAUUAGCAGAUCCUGAAAUACUUCUAAAACAUGGGGAAGUUGAGCAUUAGCAGAGUCUGUGCUUCAUCUCUGCUGUCUCCAUAAUUAACAGCUAGCUCACAAGGGAACAAAGAAGACAACAUAACUGAUGGAGAUAGGAGGGAAUCACACAAGUACUUCAUGCUUUGGAUGUAAGCCCAGAAGUACAGGUACAGUCAAAAAAUUAAGCUAAUGGAAGGAAAACCUCCUGCCUUAACCACCCUAUUCCCCUGCUGUGCUUGCACUCUGCACAACACCCCAGCCCACAAGGCUGGUGGAGUCAAACACAUGGGCCCCAACCACAGAAGCACUGACUGGUUUUCAGAGCACGAGAUCAGGGAGACUGGGGCUUUGUCUAGGUGAAACCUUCAAGGACAGGGCCACUCCCUCCUGCCGUGUUUUUUUUUUUUUCCCCCUCAUUACAAGGUUCUCUUCAUAUCCAAGCCAAACUUCCCAAACUGCCCUAUUACUUCAUCUGCCAUCCAUGAAUGUGCGAUCACAUCAUCCCCCCCAGCCACCUCCUUGCCACACCGAACUGGCUCGGGUUCACCUCCUCCUCGCUGGCCCUGGGCCCCAGCCCUGACCAUCCCCGGUAGCUCCCACCAGACCCUCUCCAGUGACCCCACAUCCCUUUUGAACGGGGGGCCCCAAGCCAGACACCACAUCAAGGCGCAGCCUCCCCCAGGCUGAGCUACCCUCACUCUGCUGGCCACAGGCCUGUUGACAUGGCCCAGGACACAGUUGCCUCGCUUGGGAAGAGUACAGACACACGCAACAGCCAGCACGAUGGAGAACUCGCUUCCUUGCGGAGAGCCCUGCAGUGUCCAGACAACACCUCCCUCCUAGGGAACUGUCAUUCUUUUGCAUCUGCUUGAAGGGGAGAUGUUCAGAGACCCUGAGCAGACUGACAAGACAGACAGGGUUAGGGAUACACCCAGAGAGCCAGAACAAUAGACCCAAGAAACAAUACCAAAGCAGAUCCUCCCUCAGCAGGAACCCUCCUUGGUUUUGUAGACUCUGUAGUGAGGAUAGAGCCCCAGGCCACCUGGUCUGCUGCAUUUUAACAAAACACAGGCCCAGGGCUCCUGGUUGACAUGGUGCUGCCAUUUGUAAGCGCCCCCAGAGACGGGCUUGGCAGUGCUGCAGCAGUGCCAGCUACCCGAGACAGCUGGGAACGCUGUGCCAAGGCCGAUUCCUCUCCUGGUGACAACUCAGCGGUGGGUCUCCAUUAGGCAACCAUACCUCUGACUUUGUAAGCAGCAGAAAGCUCUUUGCAGGGACAUACUAGAAGCCUCAGGUCUGAGCUCUCCUGAUGUUUGUUAGCUGUUUGCCUUGGCAAUGUUAACCAGUAAACAAUAAGCACUCAACCCUACUGGACAUCCUUCCCCAGAUGCAGUAGCUGCCAGUGGUCCCUGAGGCAGUAACACAUAAAGGAAUCCAGGCCUGGUACAUUAGCAGUGACCGGAAAGCAAGCAGCAGAGCUGGAAAUAAUGAGAUGUCACUGUCAUGGCUCCUUCUAGCCAUCUGCAGUUUGCAAUCCCCCCUCAUCAGCAGGUACCAGGAGCCCAGCUCUCCCCGGUGGCCCAGCACCGCCUGCCCAUGCUCAUCGGAAGUGACAGCGUUCGCUGGCUCCAUCCAUGUGCAGGGGUCUUUACACUGUUUGUCAGGGCUCCCUUGCCUCACUCUCCUCCACUCUCUAAAAGCCUUGAAUGAUCAUGAUGAAUUAUAGAUUAGCUCUGAUACAAACCACCUUAUGUCAGUUUUCUCAUUCAACCAUGUAAAAUCCUGCUGUUUUCCAUCCCCUUCCAGAAUGAUCACUGUAACAGAAGAGGAAGUGGAGUAACUCUUCAGUUGCAGCAACUUUUAGGGGAGAGGCCAGCAGAGCUCAACAUUUACAGGUGUGACACUCCUGGGCUAUUAAGUGGAGCACUUAUCCCUUAAAAACCUAUAGUCCUUUUAUUUUGGGUGGUGAGGAACAGAUGAAAUAAAAGGCCUGAGUCAAACACAUACAUGUAACAAACAGCAAGCCCUGCCUAGGACAGAGUAACCGCCAUCACUUACCUAAUCAGCUCCUCCUGAAGAGGCCACACAGCCCCUGCUGCUGAAGAUAGCUGUGCUGACACUGUUAACCGCUGCCCUAUAAGGUUACGUUUCCUGAAGCAAAUCCAGGCAACGAGAACAGCAAUGCCUGCCUGGGUAAAGAGGAAGGGCUAUCAGUGCUACUGCUCAGCUUACCCCACAGGCUCCCUCCUCCCAGUUUCAUCACCGAGGAAUUUGAACACCUCCUUCCAUCCAAACAGGACGGAUAACUAGUGUAAUUUCAAAGGGAAAAUACGCUCAUCAGUGCACGUCUUGCUGCUUGCAGAGCUAUUAGGAGGUGUGUUCCCUCGGGAAUAAGUCCAGCCACUGCUGCAGAUGCAUAGUUCACAUGUCUGUCCUGGUGCAGGUACAUAUGCAGCAAGCACCCAAACUGUAGCCCUGUCUGUGCGUACCUAUGGAUUUGACUCACGUUUCUUCUGACUCCCUUCUGUUCCAAACUGUCCACACAGAUGGCAAAAUACCUCCUUCCUUCAGCUUCCUCUCAGCCACAGGCUCCAGCUACAAUCGUGCAAGCGAGAGGAUGGUGUACUCAGGAGCUCUCUGAGGUACGUGGUUGCUGUCACAGGAAAAAACUUUCUCCUUUUCCCCAAGGUCCUGUCCACAGGCCCAUAACCGUCACGGAGGGUGGAGCUGAGCGCCUCCCCGCUCCUGGCUAAUCUGGACAAGAUAAGGCUGCAGCUCAGCCAGGAACCUGCAUGGAAAAGCUGUUCAGCAAACACACGAUGUGCUCUGGGUCCUGUUGCAGCGUGCCCUGUCCGUAGCGGAGGCCUCCUCCUCCCUUUGGGCACAGGUAGCUCAGGCAGCCCACUGCCACUUACAAAGUGCUCGUAUGGAGCUCGCUAAGCCUUUGGCGCUCUUGGCAGGCAACACACACAGUGCGGAUGCUGAGUGGCAGGCUCUGUCCUGUGCAAGUUGGAGGACAGAGCCCAUCUGACAUCUCGCGUGUACCUCAGCUCUGCAAGAGGUGCAAAAAACCACUGGCAUGUUUAGCUUAGAUGAAAGUCAACCAUGAUUUUGGAUGAACCCUAAGAGGGACAGCGUAUGGCAGGGGAGGAAGACAAGGAUGCCAUAUCAGAAGAAUCAGUCAUCAGUACCUGCAUCCCCCUCUCCCUCCACAGGGAGGGAAAGGCUCCAAUGACAGCCUUGCCAGAAUCCACACACUGAAUCCAGGUGCUGGGGAACAACAUCCUCACUACACAGGACAAAUCAGCAGCAGAGCCUCAGGAGAGCAAAAGAGGCAGGUCUCCACCUGGCACGGGACUGCAUAGUGAUGGGGUUGGCCAAAGAGCCUUCCUGAAACACAAGAGAUGAAGGGAAAUGCCACCUUUAUCAAGGGUAGCCCGAGUCCCUUUAUCCCCUGAUUAGACACAGAACCUGCCAGGAAAGGAAGAGAAAAAUGGAACAGCAGGUCCACAGCCCUCAAGAGAGGGCAAGAUGCCUUUUAGCAGCCCUUUGCACUGCCAGAUUGAGGGAACAAGGGUACAGCUGAAGAAAGUAAGCUGAAUUCAUGAUGGUUCCAGGCACUGGGAAAACCAUCUUCCCAAAUAAAAUAGAGGAGAACACCCUGGAGGAAGAUGAAGUAGGUUUAAGGUUUUAACGGCUGUGAACUCUUAUGCUAAACUUCAGCAAAAAGUCUGAUUCAGACAUUAUGCUGUAAAGAGGCUGGAGUGGACUGGACUGGCACUAAAAUGAUUUCAGCAACCAGGCUCAUGUUGAUAGAGCCUGAGACAUUUUCAAGUUGCACCAUUUGAUUUUUAAGAGGUCUUGGAAAAACCCCACAGGGACUGCUGGGAGCACCUUUGAGAAACAAAACCCAACCCCUCAAACCCACACAGAAGAAAAGGGCCCAUUCUUCUUCUUUUGACUUGUUCUCUUCAUGACUGCCCCUCUAUAUUCUUUACCACCUCUAAGGGGCCAACACAAGCCUCCUCUCAGCCAUUUUCAAGCUAUGCUAGCGUACCCUAAGAAGUUGUACAAGCUAUUUUGCCCUCUCCACUAGUGUAGCAGAGGACAACACCUCUACCAGUGGGACAAUGCAUACAACCCAGCCUUUCCAACUGGUCACCAGCUGGACCAGUUUGCUCCUUAAAGCACUGGAGCCUCCACGGCACAUAGAGCUGCUAGUCAAAUCUUCAUUUCCAACCCUUUUGUUGUUUUGACCUAACAUAAUUUCCAUCUGCAAAAGUAGCCAGAGACGUUUUCUGUAGCCUCCUUAGUAUCUUAACUGCUUCAGAAGCAGAACAAAGCAGAUGGCCUACCCUACAGUCUGUCCUGCAUUGCUUUGGUUUGUAGAGCAGAAAGGGUAAUGCUGUGCGAGAUGACUGAAAAGUUGCACCUAAAGGCAUUAAAACCUUGCAAGGCAUGAAAAGUAGCUCAGAGAUCACUAAGAACUCUGCCUUGCUCUGAGCACAAGAACUGACCAUCACCACACACACACACAAAAAAAAAAAAGGAAAGAAAAUUGCUGCUCAAAAAUGCAUAAAGGUAGAAGGGAAUCUUUGUUCUUUAGCUAAGAUAAUAGAAGAGUUGUGAACACUUUUCCAAGUGUGUCAGGGUGCCUUAAAGCAGAGCUGCAAUGGCAAAACAGAAAGCACCAAGAGAAAUAGCUUGUUCUGACAAAAGAAAAACAGUUUUAUAUACACACAUAUAGAUAUAAACAAAUACAUAUAAAAAGAAACCUACUGACAUUUAGCAAUUCUUUAGAAAGGACUGACAUGUGCAGCGUUGAAAGUAUUGUUUGUCUCUCCAAAGAGCACACUAUACACCAGGGGUAUUGUGCAGAAGGAUAAAUGCUACGCUUAGGUAAGUUUAUUUCUCCUCCUGCACUUCCCCAAGCAGACAUAACUUGUUCAGCCCUUCGGCAACAACACCUUAUUCUUCGUCAGCUCACGUGGUUCAGAUCUGGUGGCCUCUGCUUCAAUCCCUGACUGAUAUGCCAAGCAAGACAACAGCUCACACACACACACACAGAGUAGCAAUCUGCUGCUGGCAAGAUAUCACAGUCACCUAUUUUAUCUUUGAUCCUAACCCCAGAAGGGCAGAAAAACUGCCCCUCUCCUGCAAUGCCAUGAAAACAAUAUCAGCAUUGACCUACUCUGGUUCAGUACAUAAAAAUAAGCUAUCAAGAGAACAUAAUUUGGCAACGUUCCACGUUAGUCAGUCUGUGCUACAUAGAACACCAGGCAUCUACAGAGAGCUUUCAUCUAAGGUGGUUUCCCCCUCCCCCAAACAAGAAAGAUAAAAGAUGAC